UUGCAAUUUGACUAUAUGAAUGUAUCUGCAAGCACAUCCAAAGAACGUGUCCAAUCAUCUAUGCUCAAAGAGUUUGAUAAGAAAAUCGACAUGAAGAGGGCAAAGCUUGAUAAAACACAUAAUACAAAAAAGGCAAAGCUUAAUAAAACAGAUACACAUUCUGCAACUGUAGCUCCUCAGGAUGUAGAACUUGAAGAAGAAGCUGAUGACAUUGAUGUUGUGGAGGUAGAUGUUAAAGUAGAGGGUGAAGAAGAUCAUGUAAAAAUGGAAAGGGAAAGGUGGUCUAAGGUAUGGAAGUAUUAUACUAGACUUCCAAUUGGUGCAGAUGGUAGGGAAAGGGCUGAAUGUGAUAAGUGCAAAAAAAGAUACAUUUGUGAAACAAAAAAUGGAACAGGUAGCUUGAGAAAUCACAUUGCAAAGUGUCCAAGAAGGGACAAAAGUGACAUAGCACAAUUCAGUUUUGCAAAAUCAGGUGGUUCAAUUUCAAUAAAUUCCACAGUUUUUAAACCCGAAAGAUUCCGUGAACUUAUUAGUGAAGCUAUUGUCAAGCAUGACCUUCCCUUUAGUUUUCGUGAGCAUAGUGAUUGUAUUCGGGAGAAGUUACAUGAUCUAUUUGGUGAAUACGUUAUUGAAUCACCCAUGGCUUAUAGAGCAUCAACCAUUUCAACAAGUGAUUCAAGUAAAAGUGUUUACAAAAAGAAAGAUGACACAACACUUAGUAAAAGCACGAGAGAAAUGCUACAAGAGUUCACAGUGUAUGAAACUAAGGAGUUUGCUUUGUCUCAAAAAUCACAAUUAGAGAUGUAUCUAGAUGAGCCAAGAAGUGACAUAACUGAAGAUAUAAAUGUGAUGAAGAGUUAUGUUUACAAGAUCUUACCGAAGAUGUUAUGA
Messenger RNA from Lactuca saligna, 891 nucleotides. The record is from the annotation of a GenBank genome assembly. NCBI's taxonomy places the organism in Eukaryota, Viridiplantae, Streptophyta, Magnoliopsida, Asterales, Asteraceae.